GCCGGGUCCCCGCGGGAUGCGGGCGGUGCGGAGGCUGCAUGAGGCGGCCGUGGCGCUGCUGCUGUGGCGGGGCCCGGGCCCGGCCCGGCCCGCGGCCUCGGAGGUGCUGAGCCAGCACCUGCGGCAGCGCCGCCUGCCCCACUGGACCUCCUUCUGCGUCAAGUACAGCGCGGUGCGCAACGACCAGUUCGGGCUCUCGCACUUCAACUGGCCCGUGGACGGCGCCAACUACCUGGUGCUGCGGACCGGCUGCUUCCCCUUCAUCAAGUACCACUGCUCGCGGGCCGCGCCGCAGGACCUGGCGCUGCAGAACGCCUUCUUCACCGCGCUCAAGGUGCUCAACGCCGGCAUCCCAACUUUACUGUAUGGAAUUGGCUCCUGGUUCUUUGCCAGCGUCACAGAGACUGUUCAAACGAGCCAUGGCCCAGUUACUGUUUAUUUCCUAAAUAAAGAAGAUGAAGGAGCCAUGUACUGAACUCAGGCCUUCAAGUCCCUGUUGUUUGGUGAUUUCUGCUGCGAAUAUUUGCUCCCUUUGACUAAAAAGAACCGAAGGAAACUGUUACUUUCUUACAGUGCAUCCCCAUUUUUAAUGUGCUGCUUCAAGAAGCUUCCUGGACUUUUUGGUCACGAGAGAUUUAUUUCUGCAGAGGUCAGUAAAGUUGCAGAGGUAGAAGCUUUGGGGGAAGAAUUAAUAUUUCUGAGGGUGUUUAUGGCAGUCACUGACUGGUACUCCUGGACAAAGUUUUGAUAAUUUAAGAUCAUUUAGCAGAUUAGAGAACUGAACUGUAGCCUGUGAACAAG
Molecule: messenger RNA, 801 nt
Organism: Empidonax traillii (willow flycatcher)
Lineage: Eukaryota; Metazoa; Chordata; Aves; Passeriformes; Tyrannidae
Gene: CUNH15orf61
Product: chromosome unknown C15orf61 homolog
Exons: 2
Coding region: 17-475 (152 amino acids)
Source: RefSeq, a predicted model, not a curated record